GUGAGGAAAUAAAUUAUAAACGGGUGCAAGCAGCUCUUUACCGGGUGCUUAGAGAUUUCCUGGCUAUUUAAGACCUUUUUACGUAAACCGUAACCAACAUAAACUGUGUAAGCUUGGCAGCAUUGUUUUGUAUCUGAUAGCAAAAUGAUGGACGAUAAUGCUGAGAUUGAUUGGGGAAACGAAAGGUUGAGUCGCGCCCAGCGUGCCGUGGAAGCGAACAUAUACGAUGUGGACUCGUGGUCUUUGCUCAUCCGUGAGGCGCAAACCAGACCUAUAAAUGAUGUGAGGACUAUGUAUGAGAAGCUGAUUACUGCCUUUCCAACUACAGGCCGAUACUGGAAGAUCUACAUUGAACAGGAAAUGAAGGCAAGGAAUUUUGAAAAAGUAGAAAAGCUGUUUCAGCGAUGCUUGAUGAAGAUUUUGAAUAUAGAACUGUGGAGGCUGUAUCUCAACUAUGUGAAAGAGACCAAAUGCAUGUUACCGACUUACAAGGAGAAAAUGGCCCAGGCGUACGACUUCGCGCUGGACAAGAUUGGGUUAGAUAUCCACGCAUACCCAAUCUGGAACGACUAUGUCACUUUUCUCAAGGCAGUGGAUGCCGUCGGCUCCUACGCCGAGAACCAGAAGAUUUCCGCUGUUAGGAAGGUAUAUCAACGAGCGGUGAUCACGCCCAUCAUCGGCAUUGAGACGCUGUGGAAGGACUACAUAGCUUUCGAACAGGGGAUCAACAAUAUUAUUGCGGAGCGCAUGGCUAUGGAGCGGUCGCGCGAGUACAUGAAUGCGCGGCGCGUGGCCAAGGAGUUGGAGACGGUGACGCGCGGCCUCAACCGCAACAUGCCCGCCACCCCGCCCACCGCAGACCGCGAGGAGAUGAAGCAGGUGGAGCUAUGGAAGAAGUACAUAACGUGGGAGCGGUCCAACCCGCUCCGGUCUGAAGACACGGCGCUGGUGGCUCGUCGAGUGAUGUUCGCGAUCGAGCAGUGCCUGCUGUGUCUAGCUCACCACGCCGACGUGUGGCACCAGGCCGCACAGUUCUUGGAGUAUUCCGCCGCGCUGCUGACUGAGAAGGGUGACGCGGCAGGCGCGCGGCUGUGCUCGGACGAAGCGGGCGCGGUGUACGAGCGCGCGACGGCCGGCCCGCUGCGCCGCUCCACGCUGCUGCACUUCGCGCACGCCGAUUACGAGGAGUCCCGACUACAUUAUGCCAAGGUGCAUCAAAUCUACACCCGGUACCUAGACAUGGAGGAGAUCGAGCCGACGCUGGCGUAUGUCCAGUACAUGAAGUUCGCCCGACGCGCAGAGGGUAUCAAGUCCGCGCGCACCGUAUUCAAACGCGCCAGGGAGGAUCCCAGAUCCCGGUACCACGUGUUCGUGGCGGCGGCACUCAUGGAGUACUACUGCUCGAAGGACAAGAACAUUGCGUUCCGCAUCUUCGAGCUUGGCCUCAAGAAGUUCUCUCACGUUCCCGAAUAUGUGCUGUGCUAUAUCGACUACCUCUCGCAUCUUAACGAGGACAACAACACGCGCGUGCUGUUCGAGCGCGUGCUCUCGUCCGGCAGCCUCAAGCCCGAGAGCUCAGUGGACAUAUGGAACAGGUUCCUGGAGUUCGAGUCCAACAUCGGGGAUCUCGUCAGUAUCGUCAAGGUGGAAAAGCGACGACAGGCGGUCUUGGAGAAGAUCAAAGAGUUCGAGGGCAAGGAGACGGCGCAGCUGGUGGACCGGUACAAGUUCCUGGACCUGUACCCGUGCAGCAUCGCCGAGCUCAUGUCCAUCGGGUACACAGAGGUGGCGUCAAUGUCGAACAAAUCGUGGGCUCUUGGCGGACCGCUCGCCGGCAUCUCCCCCGAGCUAGCAGCCGUUAUAUUAGGACAAAAAGACUAUGAUCCAAAUAAGGACAUCGCUCGGCCGGACACGAAUCAGAUGAUACCGUACAAGCCGAAAGCGAACCCGCUGCCUGGCGAACAUCCCAUACCCGGUGGCACGUUCCCUCUGCCCGCUGCGGCGGCGGCGCUGUGCACGCAGCUGCCCCCACCGUCGUGCUUCCGCGGGCCGUUCGUAGCCGUCGACCGCCUCAUGCAGCUGUUCAACCGCAUCUCGUUGCCGGACAAACCGCCGGCGCCGACUCCUGAGAAUGGAUGCGAUACGAAGCUGUUCGACCUGGCGCGCUCCGUGCACUGGAUCGUCGACGACGACGGCCUCACCACCGUCUCCAAUAAGGUGAGGAGAAGAAAGCUUGGGGAUGACUCGGACGACGACGACUUGGGCUUCGCGCCGCCCGUCAACGACAUCUAUAGACAGCGACAGCAGAAGAGAGUCAAAUAAUCCGAUCUCCAAU
Molecule: messenger RNA, 2335 nt
Organism: Aricia agestis (brown argus)
Lineage: Eukaryota; Metazoa; Arthropoda; Insecta; Lepidoptera; Lycaenidae
Gene: su(f)
Product: protein suppressor of forked
Exons: 18
Coding region: 145-2322 (725 amino acids)
Biological process (GO): mRNA 3'-end processing
Cellular component (GO): nucleus
Molecular function (GO): mRNA binding; protein binding
Source: RefSeq, a predicted model, not a curated record